AUGGCGCCAAUGCCUGAAGGCCAAAACGGGUUCGAAAAUGCCAUGCAUGAUGCUUCUGGAAGUGUUCCAUCUUCAAAUCAAGUGACCUUCAACGAAGACACGAUCCUCGAGGUUGACCCCAAUAUUGACGCGUCAGCUACGCAAACGAACUCGCAAGAUCCUUUUAGCCUUAGUCGGCACAAGAAGUCGACGCUCUCACGAUCCUCGAUUAAGGCAGACUACCCGACAGGGAAUCAUAGAAAGAUCCACAAAUAUUAUACUCGGCAGAAUGCGCUCAUUGAUCAGUUCCUUCAGAGCAACGACGAGGAAACUUUAGCCGCUCAAGACUUUGAGAAAAACGGGAGCAAGGUGAAAUGGGCCGUGAACCUGAGUUUCAUGGUCAAUUUCUGUUUGUUUAUCAUUCAGAUGUACGCUGCGGUCUCGACGGGGUCUUUGUCGCUAUUUGCUACCGCAGCAGAUGCUUUUAUGGAUCUUGUCUCAUCAAUCGUGAUGUUGAUAACGUCCCGAAUGGCAGCUCGGCCUAAGCCCCACAAGUACCCAGUUGGGCGGCGUCGGAUCGAAACAAUGGGGAUCAUCCUAUUUUGUGCCUUGAUGACAACUGUUGCCAUCCAGUUGAUCAUUGAGUCUGGCCGAGCACUGGGAAGUGGCGAAUCGGAGGGUGGUGAAGAGCUGCAAAUCAUCCCACUCGUAUUCGUAGGCAUCGCAAUCUUCUCUAAGUUUUGCCUAUUCUGCUAUUGCUUCUGGCUCCGCCGGUAUCCAGCUGCACGAAUUUUUUUCAUCGACCAUCGAAACGACUUGGCCGUCAAUGUUUUUGGUUUGGUCAUGUCCGUGGUUGGUGACCGUUUUGUUUGGUACCUCGAUCCGAUCGGUGCUAUCUGCAUUGCCCUAUUGAUCCUCUUCUCGUGGGUCUCCACCGCGUUUGAGAAUGUGUGGUUGCUUGUGGGCAAAUCUGCACCCCGAGAGUUCGUCAAUAAAUGCAUAUACGUUUCACUUACGCAUGACGUUCGGAUCCAGAAAGUUGACACUUGUCGAGCGUAUCACGCUGGGGAGCUAUAUUAUGUUGAGGUGGAUAUUAUCAUGGAUCCUAGUACUCUGCUUCGAGACUCUCACGACGUUAGCCAGUCUUUGCAGCGGAAAUUGGAGGGCCUGGCCGCAGUAGAACGAGCAUUCGUCCAUGUUGAUUAUGAAGACGACCACAAUGUUCAUGAGGAACAUAAACCACUUUUCGAUCCGGCUACCUAUCAACAACCUCGAACGUUGAAGGAAUGGAUGAGGGAUAUGCUUGACAAGAUCCAUGAGAGAAAAUAG
This is a messenger RNA of Uncinocarpus reesii 1704, 1308 nucleotides long. RefSeq lists its product as uncharacterized. Bases 1 to 1308 code for a protein of 435 amino acids. Gene Ontology annotation, molecular function: monoatomic cation transmembrane transporter activity. Lineage: Eukaryota; Fungi; Ascomycota; Eurotiomycetes; Onygenales; Onygenaceae. The transcript is spliced from 2 exons. Gene Ontology annotation, biological process: transmembrane transport; monoatomic cation transport. Gene Ontology annotation, cellular component: membrane. The record is from RefSeq and is a predicted model, not a curated record.